This is a messenger RNA of Paramuricea clavata, 2349 nucleotides long. The record is from the annotation of a GenBank genome assembly. NCBI's taxonomy places the organism in Eukaryota, Metazoa, Cnidaria, Anthozoa, Malacalcyonacea, Plexauridae.
AUGUCUUCAUAUACUCGUUUGUUACGACGAGAAUAUACGGGUAAUCUGUCAUUAAAGACGACCGAUCACUGCAUAAGAACUUCAUUGUUGCCAGAGUUUACCCCAAAGGAUCCCCCCAAACCACAGUUAACAAUCUUCGAUAAUGAACAAUUUCUGCUUGAACUUGGGGAUGUGCUUUCUUCAAAAGAAUGUGCUGAAAUAAUCAAGAAUGCAGAUAAGUGUAUAUUUGAAAAUAUCAGCGAUAAGUAUCGAUUUGGCAAGCAGCGGGAUAGUUCACGAUUAUUGGCACUGGACAAAACUUUGGCAGAAAAUCUUUGGCAGAGUAUAUACAGUGUGUUAUGCAACGAAAUCACAGAUAAAGGAGUCUCGAUGCAGCCACUCGGUUUUGACGUGGCGAGAGGGGUGUGGGAUCUACAUGGUUUGAACGAGGCAAAUAGAAUUAACAAAUAUUCUGGGGAAAGGAAAGGAUACUUUGGUCUGCAUAAGGAUGCCCAAUUCUGUCCAAAUGGUGACGAACGCUCAAUAAUGACUUUGCUAAUUUAUCUUAAUGAGGAUUUCAAGGGUGGUGAAACAUGCUUUUAUUUUCCACAAGAUUCCACUCUUAGCUCGAAAGGGAUGACUAUUAAAGAGGAAAUUAACUCGCAUGGUGGAUUAGAAAAAGGGUAUGAAUGUGUAAAAAUUAUCCCAAAAGUCGGACAUGCAGUUUUGAGCAGCCAGAGCAUCUUGCAUGAAGCUUUACCAGUUGUCAAUGGUACAAAAUACAUCUUGAAAACAGAUGUUGUUGUGAAACGUAGCUCAAAGGAAUUUGGAUUUGCAGUGGAGGAACGAGAGAAGAAAGAUUACAUGACAUGUUUGAAUUACUUCAGACAAGCGCAGCAACAAGAAUUACAAGGACAUUUUGACGUUGCGAGUGAUCUUUAUGAAAAAGCAUUGUCAAUUCGUUAUUGUUAUCCCAGUUGCAUCAACGAAACUCCUAAAGAUAUCGAUACCAGUGGUUACACAAGAUUUCCUCCGGAAGUGUGGUAUCAUGUCUUUGAAUUCCUGUCAGGAUAUGAUGUGCAAAACGUCGUGUAUGCCUACCCGGAGUUGAAUUUGGUUAUGGCAACUUUGGAACAAAGACAGAGGAAUACUGCCCCUAAGUUAUCUAAUGUUGGAUAUUUACCGAAGAUCCGAUGUCAAAAUGGGGUGGUAACCUCAUUUGUCUUUCCAGAUGCAGAGUUUUUCAAAGAAAACAAGAAUGAAUGCUGUCGCGUAGCCGCCAUGUACUCGUUCUUUCUUCUUGGCCAUUCACCACAGGACGAUGUCUACACGGUGAGAUAUAAUCCUGAUACUCAAGAGGUUUGUGUUGUUGCCUUGGAGACGUUGCUCACUGAUGUGUUCUAUGGUCGGAGAUGUUAUGGAUCCAUUUACAAUGUCCGACAACAGGACCCUGAAACAAAAGAUCCUAAGAAAGAUUUUGAAGCCAGCGUCGAUCGGAACUACAUGCUCAUGAAACAUGGAGCAGAAUUUACAGGAGUGGAACUACCUGAUAGCUUUUAUGCAAAGAGUACAGUGUAUGUAACAUCGUCAGAUUGUUAUGGUUAUACCUAUGUUGGUGAUGAUGAUGGUGAGGAUAGUGGGGAUAGUGGUGAUACUGAUGAUGGUGCCAGGAGAAGAAUAGGAGUCUACCAUGAUAAUUGUCUACCAAUUUAUGGUGAAGUUGACCAAAACUUUCCCAUAGAUCAAAUUAUGCAAUUCCUGCUCAUGUCUGCAGACAACAAUGAUGCAGGUGUGGAUGACGAUUGUCAAUUCUAUGAAGUAGUAAACAACCCAGAUCUGGACAGUGCUUCCAAAUAUUUUGAAGCAUUUGAAGAACCUAUGGACAGAUCGACAUCAGCCACACUUGUAUCAAAGCUAAGCGCGCCUGUGAGUUUUGAACCUAAUGAAAUAUGCAUUUGUUACAUGAAGGAUCCAAAUGAUGAAUCAGCUGGUAAACUAAAAACGAACUGCUCGACUGAAUAUUUUAACCACCUUGUGUUUGAUUUUCAAGAAUCACAACUAAAUGUAAAAUAUUUCAAUCGCUGUUCUGAGGGACCAGGUGUGUGUUCUGUGGAUGCAGUUUUGGAUGACAUGACUCACCUUGGCUGUACUGGGGAUUUGUAUGAGGCUGAAGUCAAUAUCGAGCCCCUUUUGUCGUCAGAUACGUCUUUUAAUCAUGCUUCCUGUCAGUGUGGACAUCCGCGUUUUGAGUUAGAGCAGUUCUCCGACCUUAGACGGUAUUCGCAUUUAACAUCUGUAACAGCAUAUGCAACAGAAAAAGAUGGACAAAUGUUUAUGUGGACCAUCUAUGAUGGGAUUGUUGCUCUUUAA